AUGUUGCCCCCACGAAUUGAACGUUUGGCGUGGAGGUUGCAUCAAUAUGAGUAUAAGAUAAAACAUAUUGAAGGUAAAAUGAAUAUUGCCGACUCUUUCUCAAGGUUACCUUUAAAUGAAUUAGAUGAAACUAGUUCGGGUAACGUUGCGGAUGAGUAUGUCAAAUUUGUGGUCGAAAAUGAUAUGCCUUACAAUUGUGCGUUGUCGUUAUCAGAGGUGAAAGAGGAAACGACAAAAGAUAAAAUUUUGACUAAAAUUAUGAAUUUGGUUCACGUGGGGGCAUGGCCAGCUGAUGCUGAUAUUAAACCUUUUGACAAGUUUCGGGAUGAGUUUUCGGUUUUCGAAGGUAUUUUAUUGCGCGGAAAUCGUAUUGUCGUUCCAACUUUUCUUAAGAAGCGGAUUUUGAAACUUGCUCAUGAAAGUCAUGUUGUAAUAGUGCGAACCAAGCAGUUGUUAAGGUCAAAAUUUUUUUUGAUAGGUAUGGAUAGGGAUAUCGAGUCUACGAUUAAAGACUGCCCAGCAUGCGCUGCAAGUAGACCGUUAAAUAAUAAUACACCCUUGCAGCCAGUGCAGUUACCCAAAGCGCCGUGGUUAAAAGGUGCGGUUGAUAUCGUAGGUCCGAUAGAUAAUAAGUACUUAGUAACCUAUAUCGAUCGACUAUUACUCUUCCUUUCCUGA
Paramuricea clavata is the source of this 678-nucleotide messenger RNA. Lineage: Eukaryota; Metazoa; Cnidaria; Anthozoa; Malacalcyonacea; Plexauridae. The record is from the annotation of a GenBank genome assembly.